This is a messenger RNA of Prorocentrum cordatum, 572 nucleotides long. The record is from the annotation of a GenBank genome assembly. Lineage: Eukaryota; Dinophyceae; Prorocentrales; Prorocentraceae.
GCCGUCUCCGAGUUGUAUCAGAACUACAAGUACGUGCCCCUGCUCUGCUCGAAGAACCUUGACGUGUUCUCAGAGACAGACGACGAUGACAACACUUAUUUCAGAAGGUUCAAGAAGGACGUGGAUGCUUUGUCUCAGUGGCUCGAUGAUCACGAGAACGGCGAGGUUGCCACUAAGCUUGUGAAGGCGGACGAGAUCUUCUGCGGAGAGGGGAAGCCGAUGAACGACGACGGCUGCCUGAACAGCCAGUGGUUCCUGAAUUGGGCUGGCGGCAGCGACAGUUGGGUGGGGAGCGCUUUCGGGCUGGUGGGCUGGGACAGUGCCACCGCGGAGGAGAAGUGGGCCCAGAUGGCAUCGAUCUUCCAGUCCUUCAACGCGCAGGACGAUGAUGGGUCCACGUUCCACGCCGACGUGAUGGAGUGGAAGAGCAAGUUCCCGUACCACAGCUUCGUGCACAAGCAAGCGGGCAUGUCGGAUUCUGGUGCCCCGAAGCCACUUCAGCGCAGUCUGGUGUGUUUCGGCAAGCGGGUCGCUAGCCAACUGCAUCGCCGACCAGCGGGGCAGCACAUCAU